AGCUCCUGUCCCCCCCCCACCCCACCCCGUCCCCCGUGGGACGCAGGAGGGGCCGUCGGCCGCCCUCCUCCGUCCCGUCCUAGGUCUGUGCCUGCACGGGAGGGAGGGGCAGACACCUGAGGAUGGGGGGGUCACGGAGGUGCGUGGCCCUGCGCAUUCUUCAUCCUACUCGGAGGUGCCUUUACCACCCGCCCUUCCCCAGGGGCCCGUUUGAGGAGCGGUGAGGUCUCCCACCUCCCUCUAAGCUCCAGCAGGGUGAGGCUGCAGGGUCACCUCCGCACAGUUCCUCCAGGCGGCAGGACCAGCAAGGAGGGGGCCCCCGGCGGGGGCGUGAGUGCAGAGCAGGGAAGGAGACAAAGGAGGGGGUCGCCACGCCCCAGUGCCCCCCAUCCAGUUGCCCCGCCCCCAGACCUCCUGGCUCCGCCCACCACCGCCAGACUCGGGUCAGCACCCGCCCCGGAGUCCCCAACUCCAGCGCUCCCCCCGCGGCUCACCCGGCCGCGCCCCCUCCCGCGUCCCCGCCCCGGCUGCUCCCCAGCCCCGCAGCCACCAGCCUGCUGGGCCGGCCACGGUGCGCCAUGGGCAGUGGCAGCAGCCGAAGCAGCCGGGCCCUGAGGCGGCUGCGCGGCCCCGACAGCCGGCCGGCGGGGCCUGGCGGGGCAACCCCGGAGGGCGGGACUGGUGCCCGGGAGGAGGCCCCGGAGGCAGUGGGGGAGGCGGCUGGGGGCGCGGCGGGCACCGACCCUGGCCCCGGGGCGCCCCCCGACGGCCGGGAUGAAACCCUGCGCUUGCUGGACCAGCUGCUGGCCGAGUCGGCGACCUGGGGUCCGGGGGAGACAGCCCCGCGAGGCCCCACGCGGCCCCGACCUGCCGCAGGCGCGGGGAGCCCGCUGCGUGACCACCCGCUAAGUGAGGCAUUCCGGGCGCCUUCCAGCCCGGGUGCAAAGUGGCGCGGGGCGCCUGGGGACACUGCUGGAGGAGGCGCUAAGCGGCAGGACCGGUAGCCAAACAGCGGUUCAGGGAUGCCCUGCGUGUCACUCGCCUCGCCGGCCAAACCGGGCGCGCACCGCUCUCUGUUUUUAAGGGUCCGCGGAACCUCUUCUUGGCGCCCCUACUCUCUCUUCCAGAACACUUGUAACAACAGCCCUGCUGCUCUAGAAAAACAAUAAAAGGAGCGCUCCGGGUUGGCGCAGCCCUCACUCCCGCGGAGCUGAAGGAACGAGGUCUUUAGCAGCAGCUCCUGGGCUUGAGGAGGAAGCUGGAGGCGGCGGCCCGGCUGCACGCCCACCGCGGGCGCUGCCUGACCUUGGCGGCGGACCUGAGCGGAGUGUCAGCCAGCAGCAGGAUGCCGAACACGCCGAGGGAGGGCGGGGAGGGCUGGCCGACCCUGGACAGCGCAGGCCGCUCCCGCUCCUCCAGCUCCUCCUGGCCCAGCCCCGCGGCCCUCCUGGAGUGAGCGGCCGUUAAGCAGACCGAAUUAUAUAACAGGAUGCCUGUAAGCCUGCGUCAGCCCGCGGUUAUGUAACACUAAACACGGAUGAACAGUUUGGAGGAAUUCUGAGAUGGCAUGGAAACAGUAUUUUUAGUGUUCAAUGGGCAAGUGCUUUGGGAACUUGAGAUGUUUAAGCGGGAAAACGGCCCUGACUGGGUGGCUCUGUUGGUUGGAGCGUUGUCCCGAGCACCAGAA
Molecule: messenger RNA, 1687 nt
Organism: Phyllostomus discolor (pale spear-nosed bat)
Lineage: Eukaryota; Metazoa; Chordata; Mammalia; Chiroptera; Phyllostomidae
Gene: CYS1
Product: cystin 1
Exons: 2
Coding region: 579-1004 (141 amino acids)
Source: RefSeq, a predicted model, not a curated record